AUUUCCUUACAGACCUUGCAGAACAUCUUUGAAUUCCACUAAAGUAAUUCGUGGAACGUUGUCUUUAGGUAGCAGAUAGAGAGGACCUGUUUUCUACAUAUCGAGGCGAACCUUCGACUCGAUUACAACAGCGACCAACCAGCCUAGCAACCGUUAACUCUGCAACCGCACUCUACAGCCGAACGACCAGCAACCUUCGAGUUGUAAUAUUUACUGCAGGUAUUAUACCUAUUGCCCAGCUGUUUAUUAGGUAAGUUUUCAGCCAAUUUAAAUUUCCAUAACUAACCAAACAGUUCUUUGGGACGGAGUACGCAAAGUCUCUCUGAACUCCCCCAAAUUUAUAUACUAACCUAACCCAACUUUCUCCUUUUCUUUCCUGCAUACAAUACGACCCACAGGAGUAGUUUUCGCUCUAUUUCGUAAGCCAUUCUAGAAAUGGCUACCCCCAAGAGCCCCACUCUCUUGGAAGGACUUUCCCUUGCGGAAGCUGUAACUUUGGCGAGCGAGCUUCGGUCCAAAAUAGCCAUAUUAAGGGAAUUUAUCCGUCAGCACCCCGACAACGCAACUUCAUCUCCCAUGUGCCACGACACACUAUCUGACACUUCUUCUAUCGCCCAUAACUCCCAGACUCAGUCCCAAUCAGAACCACCUUCUGUUACCGCUGAUGGCGUCAAAAAUCCCACGCUUUCAAACGGGAUUACCAGCACCACCGAACACUCCACGACCACCCGGCCUACGUCCAUCCCAGAAGAAAACCUCCCCGCUUUUAAUUUUUAUUAA
Messenger RNA from Agrilus planipennis (emerald ash borer), 780 nucleotides. RefSeq lists its product as uncharacterized. NCBI's taxonomy places the organism in Eukaryota, Metazoa, Arthropoda, Insecta, Coleoptera, Buprestidae. The record is from RefSeq and is a predicted model, not a curated record. The coding region runs from base 436 to 780 and encodes 114 amino acids. The transcript has 2 exons.